GUAUAUCGAGGAAGACUAUAGUAUGUGCCAAUGGAUCCUAUCAGUUGCUUGCACAUCUAAUUGAUGAAAAGAAAAUUUGGGAUCUGCUAUCCUUUGAAAAUAUUUAGGGAAUCAGGGGAAAUUUUCUGUCUCGGGUCUUUUUUUCCCUUCCUGAUCACAAAUCGUAAGCAACCAGCAAGAGGAGAGAAAACCCUAAAAUAAGAACAUUCCUCCAGCAGCAACAACUCUCUUUGUAGUCUAUAUAUACCUGCCAGGACCCUAAAGUGUGCCUAGAUCUUCAUUUGCAUUAAUGGAUAUAUCCACCCCGUCAACAACACCUAAAUAUUCAUCAAGCCCCAUAAUGAUGAACCCUAACCCAAACAGUGCUUCUCCCACCACAGUUAGCGCCAUAUCUUCUACUCCUAGCCGCUAUGAGAACCAAAAGCGUAGAGACUGGAACACUUUCUGCCAGUACCUUAGAAACCACAAGCCUCCCCUCUCAUUUCCCAGGUGUAACGGCACCCAUGUCCUUGAAUUCCUUUGUUACCUUGACCAGUUUGGCAAGACGAAGGUCCACCACCAGACUUGUCAGUUCUUUGGCCACCCUAAGCCACCAGCACUGUGCCCCUGUCCACUCCGACAAGCCUGGGGAAGUCUUGACGCACUCAUUGGACGACUUAGAGCAGCCUAUGAGGCUCAUGGAGGGAAGCCUGAAGAGAAUCCUUUUGGUGCAAGAGCGGUGAGGAUUUACUUGAGGGAGGUAAGGGAUUUUCAAGCUAAAUCAAGAGGAGUUAGCUAUACAAAGAAGCGCAAGAGGACGUCUAAGCAAGCUGAAGGGAACAACGGUACCACCACAAGCUAGAAUCAUCUGAAAAUAAAUAGCAGCCCGUGGAUUAAUCUUGGUGAUGAUAGCAUACUACAAUAAAGAAAAAAGUUUUUAUUCAUAUUAUAAUAAAUUAGUAUGAUAUGUAUGCCAACAUAACUACUAGAUGAUAUUGGAUCUACACAUAUGCUUGUAUAAUGUUGAUAUCUAAUUUAGUCCAUGAUAAUGAUAUUGCCAAAUAUUGAACAAAA
Molecule: messenger RNA, 1053 nt
Organism: Populus trichocarpa (black cottonwood)
Lineage: Eukaryota; Viridiplantae; Streptophyta; Magnoliopsida; Malpighiales; Salicaceae
Product: protein LIGHT-DEPENDENT SHORT HYPOCOTYLS 1
Exons: 1
Coding region: 290-841 (183 amino acids)
Biological process (GO): mRNA transcription; response to light stimulus
Cellular component (GO): nucleus
Source: RefSeq, a predicted model, not a curated record